CGAACGACACUGGACACGUUAAAUGAAAGAGCCAAAUGGGAGGCACGGCACCUGCAUACGUUCUAUAUAUACCGGAUAUCGUGGCCUAGUGUCGAGUCUCGACGCCAGUGGCGCUGACGUCGACGCAAGAUUACUCGGUUGAUACGGCAACUACGGCGCAUCGAUUUGUUUAAUCGCAAAAAUGGCAAGCAAGAUAAAGACCGUGUUAAUUGAUCUCAGCGGAACUUUGCAUAUCGACAAUACGGUAAUCCCCGGCGCCGUGGAAGCUUUAAAUAGGCUCCGACGUGCCGAUCUGCACAUCAAAUUCGUGACAAACACCACUAAGGAAUCGAAGACGUCUCUCCACGGUCGAUUAAUCAAUCUAGGAUUUGAAAUCAAGAAAGAGGAAAUAUUCAGCUCUUUAUCGGCGGCAAGAGAAGCGAUUAUUUCUCGAAAAUUGAAUCCACAUCUUCUAAUCGAUCCUGCUGCUAUGGAAGACUUUGAAGAUUUAAUAAUGACAGAGCCCUUCGAUGCUGUAGUAGUCGGCCUUGCACCAGACAAAUUUAAUUACGAAGAACUAAACAAAGCAUUUAGACUUUUGCUUAAUGGAGCCUCUCUUAUCGCUGUCCACGAAGGGCGAUAUUACAAACGACAAGAUGGUUUAGCUUUAGGUCCAGGUGCAUUCGUAAAAGGACUCGAAUAUUCUGCAAACGUGAAAUCAGAAGUAAUCGGAAAACCAACUCCGGAAUUUUUCAAUACUGCAUUGGGAGGCAUACCCCCGGAAGAAGCAGUUAUGAUCGGUGAUGACGUCAAAGAUGAUAUCGGUGGCGCACAAGCUGUUGGAAUAAAAGGAUUUUUGGUACAAACUGGAAAGUAUCGCCCUGGGGACGAAAAUAUAAUUACACCACCGCCGACGCAAUUGUGUCCAUCGUUUGUAGAAGCCGUAGAAGAGGUUCUUCAAAUGGUUGCUAAAAAAUGAUAUAUUAAAUCAUUAACUUAUUAUCUGUGUGCUGCACAGUGAGUACAUACAGCCGAGCAUAACAGGAGUACGAAAUGAAAGAGCCAUUUCUGCGUAUUAAAUUAUAUAUUUGAUUCAAAUGUUAUUUGUUCAAUACUCAUAGUAUAUAUUGAUACUUCGGAACGUUAUCAUGACAAUAUGGAAUUUGGUAAUGAAUACGAUGAGACUGACGAUAUUUUCCCUGUGAUAUGAAAGUAUCUAAGUCGCGUUACUCAAAGGAUCUUUCCACUUGAAAAUAAACUACGAGUUCUUCCAUUAGCUACGAUAUACGAAGACAAAACUAGAGUGGCUUAUGAAUUAGGAGACCUCAUCAUUUCUAGAACAAAUUGAUUCUACCGAGGCGAUGCUGAAUACCUUGCGAGAUGCGCAAAAUAUAAUACUCGCAAUACCUGUAUACCGUGUGUAGUAAUUUCUAAAACGUUUGACUAGAUUAACUCUUAUGGUAUAAUUACUCCCUUCGCAGCGCAUCAGCUUAAAAUUACCGAGAUUGGAUUUUAACAUAUUCACUGUGUUAACAAUCAACGCCCCAUUCCGCACGCGUAGGCAAGGUGAACUAAUGGACUUUCAUAGACAUGCGGAAAUUCGUAACAUGAAAAGACAUUUAUAAUAUCCAGCGCAUAACAAUCCAUUUUCAUUUUAUUUAGAUAAAGUGCCAAGUAUUUCACGUUAAGGACUUUUCGUGUUUUUCCAGCUGUCUCUUCGUAUAUUUUUUAUGUACGAUUAAACAAAUUCAUAGCGUGGAGUAUCAGUGGCACGGAUAUCAUUUUAAAUACACGAGAUCUGCUUUGAAAUAAACUGCAACCGUGAAGAGUGUAAUAUACGUAAGAGAUUUUCUUUUUUUUUUUCAAAGGCAGCCGGCGAAACGUACUGAACGACAUCCUUCCUAAUUUAUAAUUCACUCUAGAGAAAAAUAGCCGCUUCUUUGCAGUCAUUACGUGCAUACAAAUGAACAUAUCACAAACAAUUUAAAUGCUGUAUAUAUAUAUUUUUUUUCCCCUUCUCUUUCCCAAGAUUAACCUUAACAGGUGCUCGUAAAGACCGAUUUCUCUUUUUAUAUAUUGCAACUUCUUUAAAAGAACCGCAGCACUGUAGGAAUAUGAUAUUAGUACAAAAUUUGGCACCACUUCUUACAUUUCCCUCCCGGAGACGGUAAGGACAUCAGUUCUGUUCAGUCCUAUUAUCAGCUAAACUUCCUCAUUGUAUCUUAGAUUGAUAACAUCCGUUUCGAUUUCAGAACGGUGUAAGCAAAUUGGUUGAUCGGAAAUGUAAACCCAAGUGCAAUUCAUCGCUUACUUACCAAGCAAUUCGACGGGAAUUGUAUAACACUGAUAUUCAUUUGUACAGCUCUUGGGUAAAGAAUCGCGACUCCAUUUGGCUUGUUAAAGAUAAACUAAUAACCAUGACGAUAGGCUCGCAAAAGAUUCGUAAAAAAUGCAGUGCACUCGCCGUGAGUUUUGCCCAUCCGAUCACAUUAUCUAUUACAUAUUCUGUUCUAUUGUCUCACGUCAAAGAAUUCAGAAGUCCCAUAGAAGCCUAGAACCUAUGUUAGCGCUUGAUGUUCUAAAAGUUGAUUAACAAACCAGAAGUGGGGAGUAAAAGAGAG
Molecule: messenger RNA, 2600 nt
Organism: Orussus abietinus
Lineage: Eukaryota; Metazoa; Arthropoda; Insecta; Hymenoptera; Orussidae
Product: haloacid dehalogenase-like hydrolase domain-containing protein 2
Exons: 5
Coding region: 182-958 (258 amino acids)
Biological process (GO): dephosphorylation
Molecular function (GO): phosphatase activity
Source: RefSeq, a predicted model, not a curated record